AUCAUUGUUGUUCAUGACGUCACAGUCCAACUUCUUUCUAACCUAUAUGCACCCAAAUUGAGUGCACAUAGGUAAUUAUAAAAAAAUUAAAUUAACAAUUGUUAUUAAAUAAUUAUUGGCAUUUCGUUAUUGAUAUUACAUAAAGAAAAAAAUGGUUGUAACUAAUAAAACUGCUAUACCUACUGAAGAAGAAUUAACCGUUCAAGAAAUAAAUUUAUCGUGGCCAAUUCUUCAUGCAGCAUCUUUUUAUGUAGGAAAAUAUUGUGAACCUUACAAUAAUGAAUUUCUUCUAUGUCAAAAGGAAGAAAAAGAUGCUACUAAAUGUGUAAAUGAAGGAAAAGCAGUCACUGGAUGCGCUUUAGAAUUUUUUCGCAAGCUCAAAAAACACUGUCGCCAAGAAUUUGAUCAAUAUUAUAAUUGUCUUUAUAAAUCGAGUUAUGACCUUUCAUUUAAUCACUGCCGUAAUACGCAAGAAGUAUUAGAUAAAUGUGUUUUGGAGCAUAUGAAUGUAGAACGUCCACCAUUCGGAUAUUUCUGUGAAGUAAAGGUACACGAAACAACAAGACCAAAGCCUGUAGAAAAAAUACCAGAAUAUCCAACAGUGCCGUCUCUUCCUCCAGAUGCACCUAAACCACCAGCCAGAUUUGAAGGCCGAUGGAUGGUGUAAAUCUUAUGGAUUAAAAUCGAUAUUAAAUUUGAAUAAUCUUCAAAUUGUUAGUCCUUGUACGUACUGGUUUGUACACAAUAAACUCUUAUAGAUAAAAUGAAUAUUUAUAGAAA
Messenger RNA from Chelonus insularis, 780 nucleotides. RefSeq names its product NADH dehydrogenase [ubiquinone] 1 alpha subcomplex subunit 8 (gene ND-19). The coding region runs from base 152 to 667 and encodes 171 amino acids. The record is from RefSeq and is a predicted model, not a curated record. The transcript is spliced from 3 exons. Gene Ontology annotation, biological process: mitochondrial electron transport, NADH to ubiquinone. Lineage: Eukaryota; Metazoa; Arthropoda; Insecta; Hymenoptera; Braconidae.